This is a messenger RNA of Prunus armeniaca (apricot), 1590 nucleotides long. The record is from the annotation of a GenBank genome assembly. Lineage: Eukaryota; Viridiplantae; Streptophyta; Magnoliopsida; Rosales; Rosaceae.
AUGGCUGGUGGAGGGUUCGCGGCCAGCUCGGCCGGGCAAGAGUUCGAGGCGAAGAUCACGCCCAUCGUCAUCAUCUCGUGUAUAAUGGCGGCCACCGGAGGGCUCAUGUUUGGCUACGACGUCGGCGUUUCAGGUGGAGUUACAUCCAUGUCCCCGUUCCUGAAAAAGUUCUUCCCUGUUGUGUACAGGAGGACGCAGGAGCAGGAGGGGGUCAACAGCAAUUACUGCAAAUACGAUAACCAGGGCCUGCAGUUAUUCACGUCGUCGCUUUACCUUGCUGGUUUAACGGCGACGUUCGCGGCUUCCUACACAACCAGAAAGUUUGGGCGAAGGCCGUCUAUGCUCAUCGCUGGCGUGUUCUUUAUAAUCGGGACAAUUCUCAAUGGCGCAGCUCAAGACAUUGCCAUGCUCAUCAUUGGCAGGAUCUUACUUGGUUGUGGAGUUGGGUUUGCCAAUCAGGCUGUGCCACUGUUCCUUUCGGAGAUUGCACCUACAAGAAUCCGUGGAGGGCUAAACAUACUGUUCCAGCUCAAUAUCACCAUUGGCAUUCUAUUUGCAAGCCUCGUUAAUUACGGCACCAAUAAAAUCACAGGAGGAUGGGGCUGGAGGGUGUCAUUGGGGUUGGCUGGUCUUCCUGCUGGUCUCCUAACCUUGGGAGCCCUUUUGGUGGUGGAAACUCCCAACAGUCUUGUAGAGCGCGGUCUCUUAGAAGAAGGAAAAGCUGUACUUAGGAGGAUCCGGGGCACUGAUAAUGUGGAACCAGAGUUCUUGGAACUUGUUGAGGCUAGUCGCAUUGCUAAAGAAGUGAAGCACCCCUUUAGAAAUCUCUUAAAGCGUAGGAAUCGCCCCCAACUUAUCAUUGCAGUAGCCUUGCAGAUCUUUCAACAAUUUACUGGCAUCAACGCAAUUAUGUUUUACGCACCAGUCCUAUUCAACACAUUAGGAUUUGGCAGCGACGCUUCCCUCUACUCAGCUGUUAUAACAGGGGCCGUCAAUGUUCUCUCCACUGUUGUAUCCAUCUACUCAGUUGAUAAAGUAGGCCGUCGCAUGCUGUUACUGCAAGCCGGAGUUCAAAUGUUCCUGUCUCAAGUGGUUAUAGCCAUAAUACUAGGAAUCAAGGUCAAGGACCACUCUGAUGACCUUCACAAGGGCUUUGCAAUCUUUGUGGUGGUUCUGAUUUGCACUUAUGUAGCUGCAUUUGCUUGGUCUUGGGGACCUCUAGGUUGGCUGAUACCUAGUGAGACAUUCCCUCUAGAGACCCGCUCAGCCGGGCAAAGUGUGACCGUCUGCACCAACUUGCUCUUCACUUUUAUCAUAGCACAGGGCUUCCUCUCAAUGCUUUGCCACUUCAAGUUUGGCAUCUUCCUCUUCUUCUCCGGCUGGGUCUUAAUCAUGUCAUUCUUUGUGCUGUUCCUGCUCCCGGAGACGAAAAACAUCCCAAUUGAAGAAAUGACAGAGAGGGUAUGGAAGCGGCAUUGGCUUUGGAAGAGGUUCAUGGAUGACUACCACAUUGAAGGAAAUCAGAUUGCUGGAGAUGACUUGAAGAAAAACGGGCAUGCUAAUGGAUUUGAUCCUGUUUCUCAGCUAUAA